CUAAAUGCACCACUGAAAUUGCUUCCGGUCCAAACAAAAAUACACUGAAAAUUAAUAUUUACAGGUUUAGUUGUUUACCAUGCAGGAGGUAAAGUGGAAAGAAUCGCGAUAUAAAGAAUCCUUAUCUACAGCAUUAUAUAAAUUACAACAAGCCGAUUGUUUAUGUGACAUAUGGAUCUGUACCAAAACAAGAAUGGUACCAGUUCACAGACUGAUGUUAGAAGCAUUUACUGGUCCCCUGUGUAAUACCGGUUUGAAAGAUGGAAGUAGUCCUAUUAAUAACUUUAUAGAUAAUUGUAGUAGAUUUGAUCGUGUCAUUGUACUAAUACUUGUUCGAUACCUGUACACAGGGGAAAUAAUAAUCGAUGUGGAGUUGAUCAGUGAAUUCAUUAAACUAUGCAAGUUGCUUGACUUAGACAGUGUUGUCUUAGGAGUAGAAACUGAGCUUGAAUUUUUGAACAAGAAUUUGAAACAGGAAGUGACAUAUCUUGAUGAUAAUUCAGGUUUUUGUCCCCAAAGGGCUUUACAGCUUGCUAUUCCUGUCUCUCUUAUUACUAACAAAAACAAUGAGUCAGAAACUUUUGAAGAUUCUUGUAUGCAGCAAAAUAAUGACUAUGUUGUAGAAGUAAAGAAAGAAGUUGCUGGUGAUUCUGUUACCUUAAAUGUUAGAAAUGGAUCCAGUACACCAUGUGACAACAACAAAAGAGGUCAUGAAAGAGAAAAGAAGAAUGAAAGCCACGAUGAAACCAUUUCAGUUGAUGGAUCGAUUGAUAUAGAUGAUGACAGUGAAACUGCAAGUCCUCAAAAAAUGCUGAGACUCUCAGAAAAUAACCAAAGUCUUGAUGACGAUGAAAUUGAAAAAAGACUUCAAGAGUUUGUCAGAAGAAUGACUUCAUCAGACCAAAUUUAUACGAUUGAAAAGAGAAUGUGCUUAAAAUGUAACAAACUUUUGGAGAUAAAUGAAUAUUUGAAACAUAUGAAAAAUGAACAUUGUCUUUUUACUUGUCCCUUGUGUGAUUGGUUUAGACCUCAACUUGGUCAUCUAUUAGAUCAUAUGCAUAGUCAGCAUAAAGUUGUCAUCUCAUCCAGGAAAAUCUGUGGCAUUAAGACUGUAGACAUGUCUGAAGAAUGUGAACUAAUGUAUAUAACACAAGGCGAACCUUUCCAAGAACACAUUCAACUAUCCGACAGUGAUGAACCUCAUCCACCAAGCAUCUUAUCCAGUACUUUGAAACUUAUCAAAAGAAAAGAUGCAAACACAGAUAAUUCACCAACAUCUCAACUGACCACUUUAUCCAAAAGUAACAGAGAAUUAUGGAAAACUAAAAUUAACGGUGAUCGAACGUCUACUGGCACUGAGAGAACAAGACAAUCAUGUACAGGAAAGAUUCCAAAUAAAACAACUACAUCAUCAGAAAAUCAGGACUUCGAUAUUUUAGAUGCACAACCAUUAGAAAAUUUAGAACAAAUAUUAGAGAUUGCAAACAUUCUACCCUCAUUAUCUGGAAUUCAACAGGAUGAAACUUCCAUUGUAGACACGAAGGACCCUUUGAACACUGCUAAGGAUUUAUCAAAGGGUAGGACAAACAUGGACGAAAAAGUAAAGUGCAAAUUAUGUGAUAUUAUUGUUGGUAAACGCUCUUUGCGACGUCACGAGCGUACUCACGGCCAUUAUUUGCAGUGCCCAUCUUGUCCUGCUAAAUUCACAGAAGUAUGGGCAUUAAAAAAUCAUGUUUUACGACAUACAGAACCUUAUGUUUGUGAUACCUGUGGUAAAACCUUUAUGUCUAGUUCAGGGUUGCAUGUGCAUAUAAGGAGACAUAAAGGAAAUCAACGUUUUUUAUGCCAGGAUUGCGGAAAAAGCUUCAGUACACAUAUGCACUACCAAGGGCACAGAAAUAGUGUGCAUCUGAACAAGCGUGACCACAUUUGUGACCAUUGUAAUAAAGGGUUUUCGUAUAAAACAUCCUUAGACAGACAUAAAAGGGAAUGCAGGUUUUCACCUGAAGAAGAAAAACAAGAAUAUAGGUGUGAAUACUGUGGUACAAUUUCCAAAAGUUUACGUUUCCUGCAGGAACAUAUAAAGGGGAAGCAUAAGAAACAACAGAUCAUUUGCCAUUGUGGGAAAACAUUUGCAUGGACUAGGUCUUAUAAACGACAUCAGAAAUCUUGUAUAUUAAAGUAAGAGACAAGUCUUAUAAAAGUCUUCAAAAAUUUAAUGUAAUACAGGAAUGGACUAGGUCUUAUAAACGUCAUAAAACAUUUUGUGUUAUAAAGAAAUGGACUAGGUUUUAUAACGUCAUCAGACAUCUUGUAUUUUAAAGUAAGAGACUAGGUCUUAUAAACGUCCUGACAAAUCGAAUGGACUAGCUCUUAUUUAUAACGUCAUAAAAAAAUCUUGUUUUAUAAAGAAAUGGAUUAGAUCUUACAAACGCCAUAAAAAUCAUUUAAAAUAAAGCAGAUAGCUUGUAGGUCUUAUAGAUGUCAUAAAAAAUCUUGCAUACUCCUGCCUUAAACUAUUUGAAAAAAAUAUGAUACUGAGUAAGACAGUUAAGUGAUUUUUCUGUAAUAAAUUGCAGUAUACUAGAGCACAACUAAAUAUAAGGGAGACUUAGCCAUUUGUGACAACAUGGCUGCAUAGUAUAUUAUUUGUGAUUUAAUGCACCUCUUCAGGAAAGAGCACCUUUGUGACGAUUAUCACUUUCCAUUUAGUAGUACUAAUUUUGAUAUAAUAUAAAGGCAAACAAAGAUUGCAUUUAUAUUAUAUCAAAAUGAGUGAUAGGAAAACUUAGUGAAUCAUAGUUGUGACAAAAAAAUUAUAUAUCUAACAAAUUAAUGAAUAAAUUUACUGAGCAUUAUAUUAACAUUAAAUAAAUAUUCACACAUUUAUCAUUUAUAGUAGUAUCAUUUGAUUUAUUUGCU
Messenger RNA from Mytilus californianus (California mussel), 2922 nucleotides. RefSeq names its product zinc finger protein 595-like. NCBI's taxonomy places the organism in Eukaryota, Metazoa, Mollusca, Bivalvia, Mytilida, Mytilidae. Gene Ontology annotation, biological process: regulation of transcription by RNA polymerase II. The coding region runs from base 80 to 2185 and encodes 701 amino acids. The record is from RefSeq and is a predicted model, not a curated record. The transcript has 5 exons. Gene Ontology annotation, molecular function: RNA polymerase II cis-regulatory region sequence-specific DNA binding; protein binding; DNA-binding transcription factor activity.